Molecule: messenger RNA, 861 nt
Organism: Penicillium waksmanii
Lineage: Eukaryota; Fungi; Ascomycota; Eurotiomycetes; Eurotiales; Aspergillaceae
Product: putative short chain dehydrogenase
Exons: 2
Coding region: 1-861 (286 amino acids)
Cellular component (GO): intracellular anatomical structure
Molecular function (GO): oxidoreductase activity, acting on NAD(P)H, oxygen as acceptor
Source: RefSeq, a predicted model, not a curated record
AUGUCUGUCUCCAUUGAAACCACCCAAGUCCCCACUGCCCCAAUGACCAGCCAACCUGUCCUUCUGGGCCAACAGGCACGCAUGCCUGAGUUCAGUCUUGCCGGCAAGGUCGUUCUCGUUUCUGGUGCUGGUCGUGGACUGGGUCUCACACAGAGCGAAGCCCUCCUCGAAGCCGGAGCAAAGGUCUACGCCCUCGACAGACUGGAGGAGCCUGCUCCAGAAUUCUUCGAACUCCAGCAACGCGCCAAAGACCUUGGUACUGAGCUUCAGUAUCGCCGCAUCGAUGUCCGCGACACCGAGUUGCUGAACAGCGUCAUUGAGGGCAUCGCCCAGGUUGAAGGACGCAUGGAUGGCCUCGUUGCUGCGGCUGGUAUCCAACAGGAGACUCCUGCGCUCGAGUACUCUGCUAAGGACAGCAACACCAUGUUCGAGAUCAACGUCACUGGUGUGUUCAUGACUGCCCAGGCGGUUGCCAAGCAGAUGAUUCGCUUUGGAAACGGUGGAAGUAUCGCCAUGAUCGCCAGUAUGAGUGGUACCAUUGCCAAUCGGGGCCUUAUUUGUCCCGCCUACAACGCCUCCAAGGCUGCCGUCAUCCAACUUGGUCGCAACCUCGCUGCCGAAUGGGGCCAAUACAAUAUCCGUGUCAACACUAUCUCCCCGGGUUACAUCGUCACUGCCAUGGUUGAGAAGCUGUUUGUUGAGUUCCCUGAGCGCCGCGAUCAGUGGCCCAAGGAGAACAUGCUCGGUCGUCUGUCUCGUCCCGAGGAGUACCGUGGUGCAGCAGUCUUCCUGCUUUCCGAUGCCUCUUCGUUCAUGACUGGCUCUGACCUGCGCAUGGACGGUGGUCACGCCGCGUGGUAG